This is a messenger RNA of Cutaneotrichosporon oleaginosum, 2165 nucleotides long. RefSeq lists its product as uncharacterized. NCBI's taxonomy places the organism in Eukaryota, Fungi, Basidiomycota, Tremellomycetes, Trichosporonales, Trichosporonaceae. Gene Ontology annotation, biological process: protein import into mitochondrial matrix; protein insertion into mitochondrial inner membrane. Gene Ontology annotation, cellular component: mitochondrial outer membrane. The record is from RefSeq and is a predicted model, not a curated record. Gene Ontology annotation, molecular function: protein binding; transmembrane protein transporter activity.
AAAACCCGACCUCCGCCCUGCCCCCUGCCGAAGUCUCAUCUUCUCUCCAUCCACUUCUAUCUCAUCCUUCGCCCAAUCAUGGCUCCCAUCCCCCCUCCUCCCUCCUCGCUUCCCGGGAACCCCCUCCCCCCAGCCCCGGAGGCUGCCGCCAACGGCCUCAUGGUCAAGGCCCAGCGCUUCUUCGAGGAGAACCAGAAGGCGAUCCUGAUCGGCUGCGGUGUCGCUGUCGCCGCCGGCGCGGGCUACUACCUCUACUCGAACCAGGGCAAGGGUGCUGCUCCGGGUCCCUCGAGCUCGUCAUCAAGCUCUGCCUCGGCGCCGGCGCCUGCCGGUGAAAAGAGCUCCGGCUCGAGCUCCAAGAACAGAAAGAAGAAGAAGAGCAAAAAGUCGUCCAAGUUCCUCGACAACGACGGCGCCGACGGCCCGCUGCUCGAGGAGAUCAAGCCCAAAGAGAAGCCGGCUGAGAAGGUCGUUGAGGACCCGUUCGAGGGCGUUCCGGAUGCCGCUGGCAUUGAGGCGAUGAGCGAGGCGGAGCGCAACGCGCUCGGCAAGACGCUCAAGGACCGGGGCAACAAGCUCUACUCGAAGAAGGACUUUAAGAAGGCCGUAGAGUGCUACACCAAGGCCAUCGAGGUCUCGGUCCAGCCUGACGCCGUGUUUUACUCGAACCGCGCAGCAUGCUACGUCAACUACACGCCGCCUGAGUACGAGCUCUGUGUCAAGGACUGCGACGAGGCGCUCAACCUUGACCGCACCUACGUCAAGGCCCUCAAGCGGAGGGCAACGGCUCUCGAGCGUCUCGACCGCGACGAGGAGGCCGUCCGGGAUUUCACCGCGUGCACGAUCAUUGAGCGCUUCCAGGACGAGGCGGCGGCUGCGGCCGUCGAGAGAUGUCUGAAGAAGCUGGCGGCCCGUCGCGCCAAGGACAUCCUCGCGUCCCGUGAGACCAAGCUCCCCUCGCCCACUUUCAUCUCCUCCUACCUCGCUGCGUUCCGGUCGCACCCCAAGCCCAAGUUGCCCGAGAACCCCGAGCAGGGCGACAAGACGCUGGAUCUCGCGUUCGACGCGCUCGAGGCCGCUGACUACGCGCACACCGUGACGCUCGUCAACGAGGCGAUCGAGCAGGGCAUCAGCACCAAGACGGGCCAGGCUGAGGCGUACAACCUGCGCGGCACGUUCAAGUUCCUCAUCGGCGACAGCGCGGGCGCCAAGACUGACCUGGAGAAGUCGCUCGAGAUUGACCCCACCUUUGUGCAGGCGUGGGUCAAGAUUGCGAGCGUGCACAUGGAGCUCGGCGACGCGCUUUCUGCGUUCGCCGACUUCGAGACCGCGAUCCGCAACGACCCCAACGACGCCGACAUCUACUAUCACCGCGGCCAGGUGUUCUUCAUCAUGGGCGAGCACGACAAGGCGAUUGCCGAUUACAACAAGAGCAUCGAGCUCGACGACGCGUUCAUCUUCACGCACGUCCAGGCCGCUGUUGCGCAGUACAAGCAGGGCGAGGUGGCCAAGUCGAUGGCGGCCUUCCGCAAGAUCCUCCGCCAGUUCCCCGACCGCGGCGAGCCGUCCAACUACUACGGGGAGAUUCUGCUGGACCAGCAGAAGUACGCCGAGUCGGUGGAGCGGUUUGAGCGCUCGAUCGAGCUCGACAAGGACAAGAAGCCGCGCAAUGUGCUCCCGUACGUCAACAAGGCGCUCGCCCUCUUCCAGUGGAAGCAGGACAUUGGUGCCGCCGAAGCGCUGUGCAAGGAGGCGCUGGACAUCGACCCAGACUGCGACGUGGCGGUGGCAACGCUCGCCCAGCUCAGCCUGCAGCAGGGCAAGAUCGACGAGGCGAUCAAGUGGUUCGAGAAGAGCGGCAAGCUCGCGCGCACUGAGGGCGAGCUCGUCAACGCCAUCACGUACGAGCACGCGAGCCGCGCCCAGGCCGCCUUCCUCAAGAACUUCCCCGAGUACGCCGAGCGGCUCGGCCAGAUCGCACAGGGCAUGUAAGAGGCCGCAGGCGGUCGGGCGAGCGGCAUGGGCGCCGCGUCGCGCCCAGCGCGCACCACAUAGAGCGCGCCUCAUGCGCCGGAAGAACAUCCAUGUAGUUUCGUACCUCAUCUAGCGCAGACGCGAUUCGCAUAGUAGGUAGGACCUGAUGCCUAUGCAACCUCUCAAGAUUG